Molecule: messenger RNA, 1724 nt
Organism: Diachasmimorpha longicaudata
Lineage: Eukaryota; Metazoa; Arthropoda; Insecta; Hymenoptera; Braconidae
Gene: Nup62
Product: nuclear pore glycoprotein p62
Exons: 3
Coding region: 224-1645 (473 amino acids)
Biological process (GO): RNA export from nucleus; protein import into nucleus
Cellular component (GO): nuclear pore; nuclear pore central transport channel
Molecular function (GO): phospholipid binding; structural constituent of nuclear pore
Source: RefSeq, a predicted model, not a curated record
AAAUGUGUGUGUGACAACGGCGAAAAACGCGCGACGCAAAACCCAGGAAAAUAACUAAUAAAUUUAUGAAUCAACACUUAUCAAUUGGUCUUAUAUUAACCAAUAUCAUCACAAUACCUACCACAUUAUCAUCUCCAUAAAAAAAUCACAAUAAAAUCGUUGACUCAGUGAUGAACAGACUGAUAAAGUGUUUUUGAGGUUACGUUACUGUUAAACACAAAAAAUGAACUUCUUUAACCCCGCAACGACCCAAUCAUCCACUCCAGGAACCACUACUACAGGUUUCGCAGUGGGAAUGCCUGCAGGUGGUGAUGCCAGUAAAACUCUUUCCACAUCGUUCUCCCUACCAGGAGCCCAACCCCAGGCAAAACCUGGGGGAUUUUUCAGUGGUGGGCUGACUAGUACACCGGCUCCAACCUUUGGAGGAGCUCCAGCAGCCGCAGUUACUACUCCAGCUGCCCCAGCGGCAACCCCUGGCUUCAGUUUCGGUGCUACAUCGACGUCAAGUACUGGACUCUCUUUUGCUCCAAAGGCUACUGCAGCCCCGGUCUCUACAGGAUUCAGUCUAGGGGCUCCGACCGCCAGCACAACAGCCUCGGCUCAACCCCUGACCUUCGGGGCAGUUUCAACAGCAGCCCCAGCAACCACAGGCUUCACUCUUGGUGGAAGUACGCCAGCGUCAGGUGGGCUUAGCUUUGGACUUGGUGCCUCGAUCCCCGCAGCAGCUCCAACAACCACAGGCCUAACCUUGGGUACUCCCGCAUCAAGUGCAGCGCCAGGAUUCAGUUUCACAGCCACCACGAGUGCCCCAACUUCCUCAACGUCAUUCUCUCUGGGCACGACAACCCCUGCCACAACUUCUUCACUCGGAUUCAGUCUCCCAGGAACUACCUCCACUACUAGUACUGGAUUCAGUCUAGGUGGUACUGCUCCCACAUUGGCUGGAGGAUUUUCUCUAGGAAAAACUACUGCUCCCACUAGCACUGCUGCUGUGACAAGCACCACUGCAUCUCAAGUCUCGUUGGGGAGUAUUACUACGGUCACAUCGUCAACAGGUGCCGCACAAACUGGAGGAAUGAACUUUUGUCAGCUCGAGGAGGCAAUAAACAAAUGGACCCUUGAGCUGGAAGAACAAGAGAAAGCCUUUGUCAAUCAGGCAACUCAAGUGAACUCCUGGGAUAGACUCCUCAUCGCCAAUGGUGAGAAGAUAGUUACUCUAAAUGAAGAAGUGGAACGAGUUAAACUGGAGCAACAGCAGUUGGAGCAGGAGUUGGAUUACGUCGUCGGCCAGCAAAAAGAACUUCAGGAUUGUCUUGACCCACUCCAGAAGGAACUGGCGUCGAUAUCCGUUUCCGACCCUGAGAGGGAGUAUACCUACAAUCUCACGGAGAAUCUGGACACUCAGCUGAAGCAGAUGUCCGAGGAUUUAAAGGAAAUUAUCGAGCAUCUGAAUGAGGCCAAUCGAGCACAGGACUCCAGUGAUCCAAUUGUCCAGAUUGGGAAAAUUCUCAAUGCUCAUAUGAACAGCCUUCAGUGGCUAGACCAAAGGACUGAGAUUUUGGGACAGAAGAUACAACAAAUCGAUCAGAUGCAUCAGAAUUACAGACAGGAGAACGAGCGAAGCUUCAGUCUCGCUUAUAACUGAUUUUCCUUUUAAUUGGUGAUAGUAUGUUUAAAUUACAUUUUCAGGAAUUGUUCUUAAUAAAAUGCUCUACAACUUUGAA